Parascedosporium putredinis is the source of this 1563-nucleotide messenger RNA. The record is from the annotation of a GenBank genome assembly. NCBI's taxonomy places the organism in Eukaryota, Fungi, Ascomycota, Sordariomycetes, Microascales, Microascaceae.
AUGCCCCUCACCCCGCACGGAGGUGUCCUCAAGGACCUUUUCGCCCGCGACGCCCCUCGCAAGGACGAGCUCGCUGCCGAGGCCGAGACCCUUCCCGCUCUCACCCUCUCCGAGCGCCACCUCUGCGAUUUGGAGCUCAUCCUCAACGGUGGUUUCUCUCCUCUCGACGGUUUCCUCAACGAGAAGGACUACAAUGGCGUCGUCAAGGACCUUCGUCUCGAGAGCGGUGUCCUCUUCAGCAUGCCCAUCACCCUCGAUGUCGACCAGGCUACCGUAGACGAGCUCGCGAUCAAGCCCGGUGCCAGGAUCACCCUCCGAGACUUCCGUGACGAGCGCAACCUCGCCAUCCUGACCGUUGAGGAUGUCUAUAGGCCGGACAAGGCACUUGAGGCUCGUGAGGUCUUUGGCAGCGAGGACGACAGCCACCCUGGUAUCCACUACCUCUUCCAUACCGCCAAGGAAUUCUACGUUGGUGGUAAGCUCGAGGCUCUUAGCCGCCUCGACCACUACGAUUUCUUGGAGCUCCGAUACACUCCCUCCGAGCUGCGCGCUCACUUCGAGAAGCUCGGAUGGCAGCGCAUCGUCGCUUUCCAGACCAGGAAUCCCAUGCACCGUGCCCACAGGGAAUUGACCGUCAGGGCCGCGCGAUCCCAGCAGGCCAACGUCCUCAUCCACCCCGUCGUCGGCCUGACCAAGCCCGGUGACAUUGACCACUUCACCCGUGCCAUCUGGCACGCCAUUAUCCGAAAGAACCACGGUGCCACCCACUUCAUCGUCGGCCGUGACCACGCCGGUCCCGGCAAGAACAAGCAGGGCGUGGACCACUACGGCCCUUACGAUGCCCAGGAGGCCGUGCAAAAGUACCGCGACGAGCUCGGCAUCAAGAUGGUCGAGUUCCAGGAGAUGAUCUACUUGCCCGACAGGGACGAGUACAUGCCCAGGGACGAAGUCCCCGAGGGUGUCAGGACCACCAACAUCUCUGGUACCGAGCUCCGCUACAGGCUCCGUACCGGCCGCGAGAUCCCCGAGUGGUUCUCGUACCCCGAGGUCGUCAAGAACAGCGGCAAGGACCAGAUCGCCCGCGCCCUCCAGGCCACUCUGAUGCAGGGAGGUGGCCGUCCCGUCUCCAUGCUCCUCGGCGAGACCGUGCGACACGAGCUGUCGGCCGAGCUCGGCUUCAGCCGCGAGGACAGGAAGACCAACGUUGCCCGCAUCGCUUUUGUCGCCUCCGAGCUUACCAAGGCCGGUGCCGCCGUCAUCGCCGCCCCCAUCGCUCCCUUUGAGGAUGCUAGGCAGCAGGCCCGUGAGCUGAUCGAGAAGACCGGCCCCUUCUUCCUCGUGCACGUCGCCACGCCCCUCGAGUUCUGCGAGAGGACCGACCGCCGCGGUAUCUACCAGAAGGCCAGGGCUGGUGAGAUCAAGGGCUUCACCGGUGUCGAUGACCCCUACGAGGUCCCCACUACCGCCGAGCUCGUUGUGGACUGCGAGAAGCAGACCGUCAGGUCCAUCGUGCACGAGAUCAUUCUCCUCCUCGAGAGCCGUGGUCUUCUGGACAGGCUCUAA